Messenger RNA from Zingiber officinale, 846 nucleotides. RefSeq names its product protein LPA2-like. The record is from RefSeq and is a predicted model, not a curated record. The transcript is spliced from 2 exons. NCBI's taxonomy places the organism in Eukaryota, Viridiplantae, Streptophyta, Magnoliopsida, Zingiberales, Zingiberaceae. Bases 16 to 639 code for a protein of 207 amino acids. Gene Ontology annotation, cellular component: chloroplast.
AAGAUAAGGUGGGAAAUGGAGGCGCUGCUCCGCUCUCACCGCCUCCACUCUCGCCUCACGCCUCUGUCUCCGUCUCUCCUCCUCCACCACUGCCCAUGGAUGUCCAGUCUGCCGCUCCAUCGCUCCCACCUCCGAGGAGCAUCUCUCCUCGCCCGAGCCGAGGAGACGCCCCAAUCCGAAGCCUCCCGCAGCUCCGUCGAGGAUGCUCCCUCCGGAUCCCCUAAAAUUCCGGACAGCAAAGGAACCGGUUUCGGCGGAUCUACUGCUGUGGAUUCGGCGAGGAACAAGAAGAAGAAGAAAGGGCCAGGUAGAGAGAAAGGCUCCGUGAUUCGACGCUCUCCCUUAGACGAGAGCUCUCUGGUUUAUUCGGCGAGUAAGCAGGCGGAGUCUCAGGAGCUUCGAGAUCAGCAGUCGAUCGCCAAUGAGAGCUCGUUUCUCCUUAUUUGGUUGGGCCUGGGCGCGCUUAUCCUCGUCGAGGGCAUCGCUCUCGCUGCGUCCGGCUUCCUGCCGGAGGAAUGGGACGGGUUCUUCGUCAAGUUUCUUUAUCCCUCCUUCACCCCCACGGUUCUCCUGUUUCUCGUCGGCACCGUCGGUUAUGGAGUCUUCAAGUACCUGCAAGCUGAGAAAUUGAAGAGCUAAACACACCACCAGAGGCUCGUUCGCUUCUACUUCAGAUGUCGUCAAGUAAAUUUGCUCUUUCCAUUUCAAUGAGAAUCCUUAGGAGCUUGCGAAAUCCCUUGUAAAGUUAUAUGUUGUUAUUCAUAAUUUUCCUUGGAAGAUCUUAAGAAUACAAGCAGUUUUAUUUCGAAGGGAUUAAUAGAAAAUAAAAUGGCGAUCUUUAAGCCA